Messenger RNA from Nerophis lumbriciformis (worm pipefish), 1398 nucleotides. Lineage: Eukaryota; Metazoa; Chordata; Actinopteri; Syngnathiformes; Syngnathidae. The record is from RefSeq and is a predicted model, not a curated record.
AUGCUCCUUCUACUCUCAUUGUGUCUAUUGGGGUUCCUCGCCCAGCGGGGUGAAGCCCAAGACCGAGCCGCCCUCUGGAGGGGCAACGACCGAGCCGGGCGAUGCCAGUAUACCUUUACCGUGGCAAGCCCCUCUGAAGUCAGCUGCCCCCAAGCUGGAGGCCCUGAAAUGGAAGGCGUCAAGUCCAGACUCUCCCUGCUGGAGGCGAUGGUGUCCAGGCUGGCAGGAGGAGGAGCGGGGGCGUCCGCGCCCGACGCAGGUGCUGAGCUUAGGGAGGCGCUGAACAGGGCGGUGGGUGAGAGGAACCUGCUUCAAGGGGAGAAGGAGCGGCUGGAGAGGGAGCAAGAAGGACUUCGGAGGCGCCUGGAGGAAAUGCUGAGGGAAACUGAAAUGCUGAGGAGCAGACCGUGUCCCCCACAGACCCCAGCCGUGCCAGACACUGGAAUCAUGAGACCUGCAGGAGGUUCAAGCCCUGUGUCCCACCUGAUAGCACGUCCCAACAGGCAGGGUGACAGCAGCAGUUUGAGAGACUCGGUGUGGCAGCAGGGCUUCCAGGAGCUCAAGGCGGAGGUGACCGAAGUUCCCGCCCCUGAAGAAUAUACAGGGUGCGGCGUGUUGACGUCCGUAUCGGAGCCCGUCACUCACAGGAAAGCGGACAGCAUCGCUGGUAAAUACGGUGUCUGGAUGCAGGACCCUGAGCCCGUGGCCCCCUACGGGCCUGACAUGGUGUGGCGCAUCGACACCGUGGGCUCCGACGUCAGGCAGCUCUUCGGAUACGAAGACAUGGAGCAGCUCUCCAAGGGUUUCCCCUCAAAGGUGGUGUUGCUGCCAGAGCCCCUUGAGGGCACAGGUGCCGUCUUGUACCGAGGUUCGCUGUACUACCAGCGUCGCCGCAGCCGCACGCUGAUCCGCUUCGACCUGGCGUCUGAGCGCGUGGCGGCACGGCGCGACCUGCUUCACGCCGGCUUUCACGGCCAGUUCCCGUACUCAUGGGGCGGCUACACAGACAUCGAUCUGGCGGUGGACGAGCGUGGCCUGUGGGCCGUGUAUUCAACCAGCAAGGCCAAGGGCGCCGUGGUGCUGUCCCGCCUGGACCCGCACGACCUGCGCGUCACCAAGAGCUGGGAGACCAAUGUGCGCAAGAACGGAGUGGCCAACGCCUUCGUCAUCUGCGGCCGCCUCUACACCGUCGCCAGCUACUCGGCGGCCAACACUACCGUCAACUACAUGUACGACACCGACCGCAGCCGCGGCAGCGUCUUGGCCAUCCCCUUCCAGAACAAGUACCGCUACAACAGCAUGAUCGACUACAACCCCACGCAAAAGAAGCUCUUCGCGUGGGACAACUUCCACUUGGUCUCCUAUGACCUAAAGCUGGGGCGUCCCCCGGCGGCCUGA